This is a messenger RNA of Aspergillus vadensis CBS 113365, 1615 nucleotides long. RefSeq lists its product as uncharacterized. The record is from RefSeq and is a predicted model, not a curated record. NCBI's taxonomy places the organism in Eukaryota, Fungi, Ascomycota, Eurotiomycetes, Eurotiales, Aspergillaceae. Bases 214 to 1299 code for a protein of 361 amino acids. The transcript has a single exon.
CUUCCCACCCCCUAUAUGCAACUUAUCCCUUAAGCUUGCCUGGAUUAGGAUUAAAGUGCUACUGUCGGAUCGGCUCGGGUAUCGAAACAGUCUCUUGUCACUCUUCGACCGGCCAGAGAGAUACCCAAACUAUACGCCACCAUCCUUGCACGCCUGCUUGGUUAUUAUCGCUUCACAACCUAUCCGACGGCUCCCUAUCACAUUAGCGCCGUCAUGGGAUCCCAUGAUGCAUCGUCAUACCGGAAUGGUUCGAGGACCGGUGGCAGUUCCAGUUCCACUAACAGUGAUGUCUCGGAACGCUCGAAAAGCACGGCCCCUACGAUCUACAGCGAUCGACCCACUCCCCUUCACAGAGGAGGUAUAGACAUGGACAUUUACGAUGAAGAAGAAGAUCCUAAAGCCUCGGUGUCGACCUACGCCUCUACCAUCCCGUCGGAAGAUGAUCCCCCAGAGACCCCGCGCUACGAAGUAAUCGACCGUCAGCUGGACGUGUUCUCAACAGAUGUUGUCCCGUCCGACCCGUCGACUUUUGGGCAGCUAUUCCCUUCCUCUCGACGACUCCUGAUUCGACACGACGAUGCGACACUCGAUGGAAACAUGAACCUCCGCGUCGACACGGUGGUGCCGCAAAGAGGUGGAUAUCAGCAAGAUGUAACUUUGUUUCAUCUUCGCAUGUAUGACCUGUUCACGCGAAAGUGCUCCUUCCGACGCUACUGUCGAGAUUCUGGGCGGGAAGUGUGCCACUCAGAGCGACGGCCUGUCGCAUCGAGUUCGGACAGGCAUCCGGUGUUUCGACGGUCGUGGGGUAGUGUGCUGGCUAGCUUGCGGCCGGGUUCAAGUGGCCACGGAUCACUGCCUAGCCACGAGCAUAAGCGCCAGGACUCGGGCUAUAGGUCGGCAGAAGAUGAUGAAGAAUAUUUCGAGGACAAGCACUCAGACCACAGAGGUGGCGGGGAUCGCCAUUUUGUGCUAACCGAUAGCACUUUACUGGAAUUUUCAAAUUAUGCUCACGUAGAGCUGAGGCGCCGAGGUGCAGGUCUCUCCAAGCGAUAUGAAUUUGAGUACUGGUCGACACGUUACCAAUGGAGACGCGAGUGCCGGAAAGAUGGAGACUUGCGCGAAGUCUCCUAUCACCUGGUUAACACACGCACGUCCAAGACCGUCGCUCAUAUCGUCCCAGAGAUCCUGACCCCGAUGGAGGCAGCUGAGGAGGAGAAAAAGGGAGGAUGGGUUCCACCAUCAUCCAUGUGGAUCAGUGACCCGUCAGUGUAUGAGAAGAUGCCCGACGUCGCCGAGUAAGUAAUUCAAUUCACCUCUACUUAGUGUCGGGUCGCAGGUCUUUCUUUUUAGAGUUUGGGGCUGACUAGUGUACAGUGUGUUUGUUGCCACAGGCCUAAUAUCUUUUGUUGACGAUUGCAUUCGCCGCCGAUGGCACACGAAGAGACCGUCCCAAUUCAUCCAGCCGAUGCGAUCAACCCUUUCGAAGAGUAUUGAGCUCAUGGGUCCCCGGCGAUUUCUCGAUGAGGUGUUCCACCGACGAGGGUCCGCAUAAAGAAUGAUAGGCUAUCGAUGAAGGAAAAACGGAUGGUCAAGGGCGACACGGCGGCAACACGUC